GCGGAGCCGCCGCCACCGCCGCCGCGGAGCAGCCCGCGGAAGGCCAACCGCCAUGGGGCACGGAGAGACGCUGCCCGGCCACCAGCCAUGCCGCAAAGGUGCUGCUCUGCCUUUGGCUUGCAAGGACUCCUGCCAAGCACUGUGCCAGAUCAUCAACGCAUCUGAAUCGCUCUCUUCUCGCCUUGCCUCUGUGGACAGGACUCUCAAUGAAACCAGCCAGAGCCUUUCCACACUUGCUGGAAGCAAGUAUCACCUCUAUGUUGGCUUGGCUUUGGCAGUAGCUUCCAGUAUCUUUAUUGGCUCUAGUUUCAUACUGAAGAAGAAAGGACUUUUGAAGCUGGCAGACAAAGGAGUCCGCCGAGCUGGACAGGGUGGACAUUCUUACCUGAAGGAGUGGCUGUGGUGGGCUGGAUUGCUUUCAAUGGGAUUAGGAGAAGCUGUGAACUUUGCUGCCUAUGCCUUUGCACCUGCAACUUUAGUUACCCCUUUGGGGGCACUCAGUGUUCUCAUAAGUGCUCUCUUGUCAUCCUAUUUUCUGAAUGAGAAGCUGAAUCUCCAUGGGAAGCUGGGCUGCGUGCUGAGCGUUUUGGGGUCAACAGUCAUGGUGAUUCAUGCCCCUGAGGAGGAGGAGGUCACUUCCCUAGAUGAGAUGGAGAGAAAGCUGCAAGAUCCAGCUUUUGUCACCUUUGCUGCUGUCCUGACAGCUGUUACCCUGGUGCUGAUUUUCAAGGUGGCCCCGAGGAGAGGUCAGACCAACGUCGUGAUCUACGUUUUGAUAUGCUCUCUGAUCGGUGCUUUCUCUGUCUCGUCUGUGAAAGGCCUGGGCAUUGCCAUCAAAGAGAUGCUGGAGUGGAAGCCAGUUUAUCACCACCCUUUGCUUUACCUUUUGCUGGGUGUCUUGGUGCUCUCAGUCAGCACUCAAAUCAACUACCUCAACAAAGCCCUGGACACGUUCAACACGUCUCUGGUGACGCCUGUUUACUACGUCUGCUUCACCACCACAGUUGUGACCUGCUCCAUCAUCCUGUUCAAGGAGUGGAGCAGUAUGGACCUGGGUGAUAUCGUUGGAACCCUCAGUGGAUUCUGCAGCAUCCUCAUUGGUAUUUUUCUGCUGCAUGCUUUCAAAAAUACUAACAUCACCUGGAGCCAGUUGGUGUCCACCGUCGCCAAAGGACCGUCACCGGCUCACCACGAGGAUGAAACCUGCCACACUUUACUGCAGAGCAUGGAAGACCCAAGCUUGGCCUAUGAGGAGGACAAUGUUUUAUUCAGUCAAGCAAGAUUCAGCACUGAAGUACCAUGAGCUGCAGGCUCAGCCUACCUGUGUCUACCAGAAUGCUCUUUGCAGUCCUCUGUGUAAGGCCAGUUGAACGUGAGCCGCUCCUCUCUGCCAGCUGGCAGUAGUCACGAAUGAAAACCUUCAGUAACUAACAUGACAGAAACCUGAUGGCUGUUGGAGGCCAGGCAGUGACCAGACUUGUCCCUUCCUUCUGCAGUAGCUCUUCCUGGAGCGUUUCAGCAGGAAGGAAUGGUCUGUGUAAGCUGUGCUUGCAAAGCAUGUGAGCUAUGCUUACUGAGUGCAACCUUCCCUUCGCCAUGGAAGUCAACCCUUGCUCAAGUGACAAAGCACUCUGCUGGUAUCUCAGCCAUGGCCUUGCCUUUACACACUUCCAUUUUACUAACUUAUUGCCCAAGCAAGUUUGUAGAUCACAGAAUCACAGAGUGUCAGGGGCUGGAAGGGACCUCCAAAGCUCAUCCAGACCAAGCCCCCUGCCAGAGCAGGGUCACCCAGAGCAGAUCACACAGGAACACACCCAGGCAGGUGUUGAAUAUCUCCAGAGAGGGAGACUCCACAACGCCCUUGGGCAGCCUGUGCCAGGGUUCUGGCACCCUCACAGGGAAAAAAUCCUCCUCACAGGAUGUUAGGGGUUGAAAAGGACCCAAGGAGAUCACAGAGUUCAACCCUCCUGCCAGAGCAAGGCAAUCCUAUCUAACACAGCUCACAGAGGAACACAUCCAA
Molecule: messenger RNA, 2020 nt
Organism: Pogoniulus pusillus (Red-fronted tinkerbird)
Lineage: Eukaryota; Metazoa; Chordata; Aves; Piciformes; Lybiidae
Gene: NIPAL1
Product: NIPA like domain containing 1
Exons: 6
Coding region: 53-1303 (416 amino acids)
Biological process (GO): magnesium ion transport
Cellular component (GO): membrane
Molecular function (GO): magnesium ion transmembrane transporter activity
Source: RefSeq, a predicted model, not a curated record